This is a messenger RNA of Thlaspi arvense, 1674 nucleotides long. The record is from the annotation of a GenBank genome assembly. Lineage: Eukaryota; Viridiplantae; Streptophyta; Magnoliopsida; Brassicales; Brassicaceae.
CAAAUCUUUCUCUAUCGUUUAAAAUUCAAAAUUCCGUUUUAGUUCUCUCUCUUCAUCUCCUCUAAAUUUCAUUUUAGUUGUUUUAUCACAGUCGUCAAUUUGAAGAAGAGCUCUGCAUCCUCGUCUACGGGUUGGAUCAUACGAUGAAGAUGAAUAUCAACAAAGCCUGCGAUCUGAAUUCAAUUUCGGUGUUUCCUCCCAAUUUAAGAAGGAGAUCGAGUGUUGGGCCGUCAGAAGCACAAGCAUCGCAGCAGCAGCUUCGUUCACAGCAGUCGCAGCAGUCCUUCUCGCAGGGACCUUCGUCUCAGCGCGGUUGCUUUUCUCAGAUGACUCAGAGCUCAGUCGAAGAACUCUCGUUAUUCGAUCAGAGAUUUAGUUCUCAGGAAAGAGAUCUCUCUUUGAAGAAGAAUAGUUUCCUGCCCCCUAUCAGUCAUAAACGAGAUGAUAGUCAGAUGGUUGCUUCUAGAUCUUCCAGCGGUCUCACGAGAAGAUGGAGUUCUGCUUCAGUCGGAGAUUCUAAAUCUCAGAUUGGUGAAGAACUUGAGCAACGGUUUGGGAUGAUGGAAACUUCACUGAGCAAGUUCGCAAUGAUCUUGGAUUCGAUUCAGAGUGACAUCAUUCAAGCCAACAGAGGAACCAAAGAAGUAUUUCUUGAAACUGAACGCAUACAGCAAAAGUUGAUUCUCCAAGACACUUCACUUCAGCAGCUGAUAAAGGAUCAUGCAGAUGUUAAAGCUAGUCUUGAUGGAGCUGUUAAAUCUAUUUUGGAGGAACUAAGCAAAGAUCCCAAUCAAGAGAAGCUACAGAAAAUAUUGCUGAUGCUAACAGCUAUCCCAGAGCAAGUAGAAACCGCUCUGCAGAGAAUACAAAGGGAAAUCUGCCACACGUUCACCAGAGAGUCUCAGGUUUUGGCUAGCUUGAAGAUGCCUGAGCCAAUCAUAGCUCAGAUUCCAAAAGCAUCACCAGCAAAGGCAAAGGAAAACUUGCCUGAGCAGGCCAAGCUGCAGAGCAAUGCCGUUUGUAAUACUACACUGAAAACGAAACAACCGCAGCCUCUUAGAAAUCCAGCGAGAACUGUAAAAGCAUCUGUAUCCCCAAAGACACAGGUGGGAUGUUGGAAGACGGUGAAGCCAGGACAGAGCACAUUCAAGAAGAACGCAGCAAGAAAGCAAGUAAAACCUGAAGGCACUCGUACGCAGUUUGAACAAUGCAGCGUUGUCAUAGACUCAGAUGAAGAUAUAGAUGGAGGCUUCUCAUGCUUGCUCAACGGGAACACCAAAGGAGCUAACUUCGACUGGGACGCAGAGAAGGAAACUGAAAGGCUUCUUAGGACAGCGAGGAGGACAAAGAGGAAGUUCGGUAACCCCAUCAUAAUUAACUAACAAUCAGGUAAAGUAUAUAUAUAUAGGGAGUAAUCACGCUCCUUUAUUUUAUAUUUCUAUGUAAAGCAUGUUUAAAGAUGACUACAAUUGAAUACAUUAUCACAAGUGUGAAUUAUCUAAACUUUUAGUGAAUUUUCUCUGAUGCCCCGCUAGAAAAUUGAAGAAAUCGGAUUUGCUCCAUUUUAGAUAGUGUUUUUAAUUAAACUUUUUUGAGAUGUAUUCAAAAUCGAAUGAUACUCAAUUAGGUGUAUCCAAAAAUCCAUGACUUAUCUAAUAGUAAUGUAAACUCCUG